AACCAAUUUAUAUGUUGUGGUUAUAGUGCGCACGCGCAAUUUACCUUGCUUGAUGCUAAAUGACCUAUAGAGAUAAAUGACGUUUCCUAGCCAAGUAUGCAAUCUUCAAGUUUUCCAAAAAGAUAUCUGCAUACCACACUAGCCUUUACGAAAAAGAUCCCACAUAACCUGAAAGGCAAAACUACCUCUGACCAAAACUGGCUAGUGCGGCAACUAAAUGACCCAUAUGUAAAGGCAUCUCGCGUCCACAAUUACCGAUGUAGAAGUGCCUUCAAGCUUUUGGAAAUCGUUGACAAGUACCGCCUUUUGAAACCAGGAGACAAUGUAAUAGAUUGUGGGGCAGCGCCGGGUGCUUGGAGUCAGAUCGCAGUACAGAGGGUUAAUUCAACUGGAGCAAAUGCAGAGCUGCCCCGUGGUACAGUGAUCGGGAUUGACCUUCUGAACAUAGCGCCUCUAGAUGGCGCGCACUUCCUUUCCAGUCACGACAUAACUGACCCCUUCACACACGCCAGGCUGCAAGACCUUCUGCCCAGCGCCAAGGCUGAUGUCAUUCUCAGUGACAUGGCACCCAAUGCCAGUGGAUGUAAAGAUAUGGAUAAAGAGAAGCUCAUCACCAUGUGUUUGACACUGAUUGACCUAAGUGAGAAGAUCCUCAAACCUGGCGGCUCCCUGGUUUGCAAAUAUUGGGACGGCUUCCUGGCUCAUACGCUUCAGAAUAGACUCUCUGCUGUGUUUGGGUGUGUCCGAUCUCUAAAGCCAAAGGCAAGCAGGAAGGAAUCAGCUGAGAAGUAUUUCCUUGGGCAAAUGUACAAAAGAAUAAAGUAAUGAGUUUUGCAUAUGUCUUCUAUUGACUAUACGUUUUCCACUGAACUCUGUAUUAUCACUAUGCUACAUAUAUUAUUGCAACUCUGUCCACUAUUGUUAAGUUAAUACACAUUUUUACCAGAAGAUGGCACUGUUGUGACUUAGAAUACAAUCCUUCCAGCAGUUCCUCGGCCAGCUUCUGCUUUUUUUUUACUGCAAUAUGAACGCUAUAAAAACUAACUAAUGCAAUAUCAACCCAUGCAAUAAGAAUAAUCAGACGCCGAAUUCUCAAGAGCACAAUGAAACCCGUGCACUAACAUCGUUAUUGUUUGCCCAGAGUGUUUCCAUUCUCCAAAGUCAAUAAGGUAUUUGUUUUAUAAAAAAGUAAUUUUCCAAUACUGAUUAUGCUAAUAAAUGACAGUCAAUCAUGUA
Messenger RNA from Gadus morhua (Atlantic cod), 1236 nucleotides. It is a transcript of the gene mrm2, whose product is annotated as mitochondrial rRNA methyltransferase 2. Lineage: Eukaryota; Metazoa; Chordata; Actinopteri; Gadiformes; Gadidae. Gene Ontology annotation, cellular component: mitochondrion. The coding region runs from base 97 to 825 and encodes 242 amino acids. Gene Ontology annotation, molecular function: rRNA (uridine-2'-O-ribose)-methyltransferase activity. The record is from RefSeq and is a predicted model, not a curated record. The transcript is spliced from 2 exons. Gene Ontology annotation, biological process: RNA methylation.